ACAAGGGAGAAAUGGCUCUCUUACUCUGCACGUCCAUGGCUUCUCUUUCCUCUUUCUUCUCCUUCUACGAACCCUAAAACCUCUUCUCUCUUCAUUUCACUUCAAAACCAAAAAGGGCUUCCCCAAAUCUCACUAUACAGCACUGACAGUUACAAUCCCAGUAGACCUUCCCAAAUUCCUAAAGCAAGUGCUAAGCCGCAAAACAGGAACAGUAGCAGCAGCAACAACAGUUCGACAAAAAAACGACCACCACCCAGAAAAAAGAAUCCUCCUUCCAAAACUUUCAAUGUUAAUGAUACAGACGAUGAUGGCUAUGAAUCAGAGGAUAAGAUUCCUGCAACACAUUCUAAAGCUUAUAUUCCUUCUCCAUUACCGAAACCACCUGCUGGGUUCGUACUCGAUCCUCAUGGAAAUGUUCUUAUGGCCUCUUCAAAGCGAAUUGCAACCCUAGUUGACUCUUCAAAUAACUUGCCAUUAGAAUGUGUAAUAAGAAGAGUGUUUAGAAGUUCUCAAGAGGAUGGGUGUAUGCUGUUAUGUCCUGUUGAUACGCCGGUGCAAAUUUUGAAGAGCACAAAUAUUGAUGGCUGGUCAGCUGUCAGUGAUGAGGAAGUUGAAAAGAUUCUCCCUGCAGCCGCUUACGCACUCGCCAAGAUACAUAUGCAUCUUGUCAUUAGUGGGUUUUGUUAUACAGCACGUGGAGGGUUUUGCUAUUCAGAGGAGGACAUUAUCGAAUUUGGCACAGAUAAUGGUCAAGAUAUAGAUGGCUUACCAACCGAAGGUGUUGAAAUCACAUGCUUCCAUCAGGAUGGUGUACAUUAUAUGAUCUACACACCCUCUGAUCCUCUUCUUUUUGUUGCUGUGAAGGGUAAUAAUGGCCAAUUGCAAAUUGCUGAUGAUGAUUUGCUGGAGGACCUUGCAGUCGUAGACGCAAUUGAUGAAGAGACAGAAUUUAAUGCUUUGGUGGAGGAAGAGGCUGCUCUUUUGGAAUCGCUGUUAGGAGAAAGAUGAGGUAAGAAUGGGGGCUAGAGAUGCUAUGAGAGAGAGCAAAUUAGGUUUUCACGUAUAAGUAGUUUUUUUGUGUUGUAGGUGUCAUGUCUAGUAAUAUUUCUGUAUAUAAAUGUGACUUUUGUUUGCUAGGAUUUACCUCGUGUAUAAAUUAGCUAUAUAUUAUUACGCAGAGAAGUCAUUACCUAUGUAUUCAUUUAUAGACAAUUUCAAUGCAUAUGCACAUUACCACAACUCAAAUUCUCAUUGCUCUCAUUGGUAUCUGAAAACCUCUCUAACAUUGUAGUGCUAUAACCGUGUAUGAUUAUAAAUGAUUCCUUGCUAUGUUCCAAAGUUAUCAUAGUGGCAUUA
Molecule: messenger RNA, 1356 nt
Organism: Papaver somniferum (opium poppy)
Lineage: Eukaryota; Viridiplantae; Streptophyta; Magnoliopsida; Ranunculales; Papaveraceae
Exons: 10
Coding region: 421-1008 (195 amino acids)
Source: RefSeq, a predicted model, not a curated record